Messenger RNA from Thunnus maccoyii (southern bluefin tuna), 1813 nucleotides. It is a transcript of the gene asns, whose product is annotated as asparagine synthetase. Gene Ontology annotation, cellular component: cytosol. Bases 116 to 1801 code for a protein of 561 amino acids. Lineage: Eukaryota; Metazoa; Chordata; Actinopteri; Scombriformes; Scombridae. The transcript is spliced from 12 exons. The record is from RefSeq and is a predicted model, not a curated record. Gene Ontology annotation, molecular function: asparagine synthase (glutamine-hydrolyzing) activity.
UCCGGGUAUAUAUUAAUUAGGGCGCGUCAUCGCAGUUAGCAUCAGUGCUGAGAAGUCAGUGACAUUGCAGUCUCCACGGAUCUUCACAGAAAUCUCUUGAAGAACAAGCUCUGAGAUGUGUGGUAUCUGGGCUUUGUUCGGCAGCGAUGAGUGCCUGUCAGCUCAGUGCACCUGUGCCAUGAAGAUAGCUCACAGGGGCCCUGAUGCCUUCCGCUUUGAGAAUGUCAACGGCUACACCAACUGCUGUUUUGGCUUCCACCGCCUGGCUAUUGUAGAUCAGCUGUAUGGCAUGCAGCCCUUGCGAAUCAAGAAGUUUCCCUUCUUGUGGCUCUGCUACAACGGAGAGAUUUACAACCAUCAGACGCUGAAGAAGCAGUUUGACUUUGAUUACCAGACAAAAGUGGACGGUGAGAUUUUGCUCCAUCUGUACGAUCGCUUCGGCAUCCAGAAGAUGGCUUCACUCCUGGACGGUGUCUUUGCUUUUGUUCUGCUGGACACUGCCAACAGAAAAGUCUUUCUGGGAAGGGAUACAUAUGGUGUGCGGCCUUUGUUCAAACUCUUGACAAACGAUGGAUUCCUCGCAGUCUGCUCAGAAGCCAAAGGCCUCACAGAAAUUAACCAUGCACAGACCACCCCCGCCAAGAUUGACGCCUUUCUCCCUGGCCACUAUGAGGUCUUUGAUUUGAAGCAGUCCGGCAAAGUGCAAUCUGUUAAGAUAGAGCCGUUUCACUGCUGCACAAAAGAGCCUGCUCAUGCCAUCUACGACACUGUGGAGAGACUACCAACAAGCUUCGACGAGGAGACGGUGAAAAGCAACAUCAGAUUCCUGUUUGAGAAUGCAGUGAGGAAACGUCUCAUGGCUCACAGGAGAAUUGGUUGUCUUCUGUCAGGUGGUCUGGACUCCAGUUUAGUUGCUGCUACACUGGUGAAACUGGCCAAAGAGGAGAAGCUCCAGUAUCCCAUCCAGACAUUCUCAAUCGGGUCAGAGGACAGUCCAGACGUCAUAGCUGCUCGCAAGGUUGCAGCUCACAUCGGCAGCGAACACCACGAGGUGAACUUCACCGCAGAAGAAGGCAUCCAAGCUGUAGAGGAAGUCAUCUUCCACCUGGAGUCCUAUGACAUCACCACCAUACGUGCCUCUGUUGGUAUGUACUUGGUGUCAAAGUACAUCAGGGAGAAGACGGACAGUGUGGUCAUCUUCUCUGGAGAAGGCUCUGAUGAACUGACUCAGGGAUACAUUUACUUCCACAAGGCUCCAAAUCCCAAAGCAGCAGCAGAGGACAGUGUUCGUCUGAUGAAGGAACUCUACCUGUUUGAUGUUCUCCGUGCUGAUCGCACCACCGCUGCACACGGCCUGGAGCUCAGAGUGCCUUUCCUGGACCACAGAUUCACAGCGUACUACCUCUCCCUGCCUGAGGAGAUGAGGAUUCCUAAGAACGGAGUGGAAAAGCACCUUCUGAGAGACUCUUUCAAAGGUCUGAACUUGAUCCCUGACGAGAUCCUGUGGAGACGCAAGGAAGCCUUCAGUGACGGUGUGAUGUCAGUGAAGAAGUCCUGGUAUACCUGCCUGCAGGAGCACCUGGAGUCUAUGGUGAAUGAUGCCCAGAUGGAGAAGGCGCACAAGACCUUCCCUCACAACCCUCCUCGCACCAAAGAGGCCUACUACUUCAGACAGGUGUUUGAGAAGAAUUACCCUGGCCGGGCUGAGUGGAUCCCCCACUACUGGAUGCCACGCUGGACCAACGCCACUGACCCAUCAGCCCGCACCCUGUCUAUCUAUAAACCCGAUAAAGACCAGUGAUUCACUGGAACA